AAGAGCAGCGAAUGCUGUCGACUAUCAACAAUAGCAGACGACUCGAAGCGUAUGUUUAUCUAAACGAUGAUGAAACGAAAUGCAUAGCAAUAAGCGAAAUGUGUCAUUUUUGGGAGCAUUUAUAGCCGGUGCGUCCUCAGGUGGUUGUUCCACAGUCCUGUUUCAACCUUUUGACGUAGUCAAAACUCGAUUGCAAGAAAAUGCUGCUGUCAGCACCGUACACAGGAAGGGUAUGUUGCAGAUAUUCAGUCACAUUAUCCAGAAGGAAGGACCCAAAACGCUAUGGUCUGGAUUAGUCCCAUCAUUGUGGAGAUGUGUACCUGGUGUAGCUUUAUAUUUUACCUCAUUGGAAGUCAUGAAAAGUGCCAUUUUGUCAGAAGAACAACAGACGUUAGGUCCCUUGCAAGCUUUGGCUGCAGGAGCUUCUGCUCGGUGCAUAGCUGGAGUUGUAUUGAUGCCUUUCACUGUGAUCAAAACCCGGUUUGAGAGUGGGCAAUACAGGUACAGGACUGUAACGGAAGCGUUCUCUUCCAUAUAUCGCCUGGAAGGGAGCCGAGGCUUAAUGACGGGCCUCGGAGCAACACUGGCGAGGGAUGUUCCAUUUUCGGCUGUUUACUACGCAGUCUAUACCCUGCUCAAGCAACAUCAUCCAUCGGGACCGACCAUGGGCAAGAGUUUCAGUUGUGGACUUGCAGCAGGCAUCAUCGCCUCCGUGGCUACUCAUCCAGCGGACGUCAUCAAAACGUCCAUGCAGCUUUUCCCGUCACGCUAUCAGCACCGCACGCGGGAAGCUGUUCUUUCUAUUUACCGCCGGCUGGGAGUUCGAGGCUUCUUUUCUGGUCUGGUGCCUCGUCUAGUCCGCAGAACGCUCGUCUCCGCCUUAUCGUGGACGGUCUACGACAGAGUCAUGCAAUCGUUUCAGGUGGCCUAGAAAAAAAAUCCUUGUGCCUUCCUUCCUUUCAUUGUUUAGUCAGUCGGAUAACCAACAUUGCUUCACGACCAGAAAACGGGAUUGUAUAAAGAAUAUAUUGAGAUUCCCCCCCGUGUUUAUUUUUUUUCCUAAAUAAACUCGACACCGUUUAUGAAAACGAGGAUUUACACA
Molecule: messenger RNA, 1102 nt
Organism: Daphnia carinata
Lineage: Eukaryota; Metazoa; Arthropoda; Branchiopoda; Diplostraca; Daphniidae
Product: mitochondrial glycine transporter-like
Exons: 7
Coding region: 80-931 (283 amino acids)
Biological process (GO): glycine import into mitochondrion
Cellular component (GO): mitochondrion; mitochondrial inner membrane
Molecular function (GO): glycine transmembrane transporter activity
Source: RefSeq, a predicted model, not a curated record